UCUCCCUGCCGUCCGUUUUCCUCCGUACUCAUAUAGUUACUUACGUUCCAGUCGUUGAACAGAAUAACACAGCCGAGCGAGUUUGACAUCAUGAGCUUUCGUCUUUUCUCACUUUUUAUGCUUUUCAUCGCCAUAAGCCAAGUUUUUUGCGAGGAGAACGACCUUCAAGAAAUCGAUGACGACUGGACGAACAACAACCACAUACAGGACAACUGGAUGUCUCGUGACCCCUUCAGAGAAAUACUUUGGAGGAAGACAAGAAAGCCCCGGCCACAUCAGUUUAUUGGCCUGAUGGGGAAGCGCUCAAUGGCAAAGACAGAGAUUCCACGCAAAAGGCAUAAAGUCAACUCUUUUGUCGGGUUGAUGGGAAAACGAAGCCAAGAAGAUCCAGAUUCCUCCCAAUGGAGCACAAUACAGAUGUAUGACAAGCGCCGCUAAAAGGGUCACCUUCUCUCCUGCCUGUUUCUUAUCUUGGCAUUCCUCACCUCUGUGUUGAUUUUGUAGAUGCUCAUUACUGUUUGUCAAAUAAAACAAUUGUUUACAUGUU
Molecule: messenger RNA, 547 nt
Organism: Syngnathus acus (greater pipefish)
Lineage: Eukaryota; Metazoa; Chordata; Actinopteri; Syngnathiformes; Syngnathidae
Gene: tac1
Product: tachykinin precursor 1
Exons: 5
Coding region: 91-438 (115 amino acids)
Biological process (GO): tachykinin receptor signaling pathway
Source: RefSeq, a predicted model, not a curated record